AUGACAAAGAAUUGGGAACGUUUUUUUUUUAUUUCAUGUGAUCAGCACUGGUUGGUUUAUUUUAAUCUAUUAACAGCUAGUACAACAACAACAUCGACAACAACAGCUACUACACCUAUCAUGCAGUGUAUUUUACCGCAAAGUCAAACAACACCAGAAAAAUAUCUGUCUAAUCCUUGGCAUGGCAAAGGUUUUUGUGAACCUAAUCAAUACAAAUCAGCCAUUGAUCGUUGUGAAGGUGCACAUAAAUCAUCAAAACAAGAAUUUCAUCAUGCAAGCCGUAAAUUACAUCAAGCUAAACGAGCAGAAGAGAUUAUUAAAACAGAUUUAGGUGCGGCUGAUGAACAGAAGAAAAAAAUAAAAGAUAGUGUUCAUCAUUAUGAAUCUAAAACAGAAACAUGUAGAAGUACGUAUUCUAAAUUAAUGGAAGAUAUGAAAGCAGAACAACCAGGUUAUGAAGAAGAAAUGUUUAAAAUACUAUCUCGUACAGAUGAUUUUGAACGAGAACGUUUAAAUCAAUUUAAAUUAAUGUUUAAUGCUCUUCAAGAAGCAGUAUCGAUUGAAAAAGAUGCACGUCAUACGGAAAUGUCUGAUUUAUUUAAUAAAGCAAUUGGUAAACAUAAUAUCAAUAGUGAUAUUGAAUAUUUUAAUAAACAUUAUGGCCGUGAAACAAAAACCAAAUGGCCAGUUUUUGAAGAUGUGCAUGAAUAA
Messenger RNA from Rotaria sordida, 711 nucleotides. The record is from the annotation of a GenBank genome assembly. Lineage: Eukaryota; Metazoa; Rotifera; Eurotatoria; Philodinida; Philodinidae.